AUGGACAAGCGAGAAAUAGAGGAUCAAUAUCUGAAAAUCAAUAAAUUUUUUGGACAGUUAGUUGGUGUAUGGCCAUAUCAGAAAAAAUUUUUCAAAACUUGCAUACGAUUCGUCACGUUUACCAUAAUGAUUUUUAGCCUUGCAACACAGAUAUCACGAGUAAUAGUUUUCUACAGUUUGGAUGUUCUAUCGGAUCAAUUGCCAUACAUCAAUGCAGGAAUUGUCACCUUAUUCAAGCAAUACAACUAUAUUGUAAACGAGGAUAAGCUCAGAGAACUUUUAAACGAUAUUGUAUCCGACCGAUUGAUGGAACGAUCGAAGGAGGAAUUAGAAAUAUUGGAAAUGUAUUCAAGAAGGACAACAGCCCUCUGCGCUCUUUACAAAGUUAUGGUAUAUUCCUGCGCGUUCAUGUUCCUCGUCAUACCGACUAUACCGCCUAUUCUGAACAUCAUCGCGCCUUUGAACGUAUCACGAGGCCGUGAAUUUAUCUAUCCAACCUAUUAUUUCGUAGACGAGGAGAAAUAUUAUUAUCCCAUAUUGACGCAUAUGAUAGCAGUGAUAUUGGUACUGUCUUCAGUGUAUCUGGCCUGCGAUACAAAUUUGGUACAAAUUGUGCAUCACGGAUGCGCCUUGCUAGCUAUCAGUGGGUAUCAUUUCAAGCAUGCAGUGAAUGACGUAAAGUUUUUCGACGGAUAUUAUAUAGACGCCUCAAUGGAUGAAACUUAUGUAAAAAUUCGGCAAUCGAUUAAAGCUCACAAAACGGCCGUUGAAUACGUGGAUAAAAUAGACGCCUGCCACAUACAUUACUUCUUACUUGUCAUAGGAAUGAUAGUAUUAGCUUUCACCGGUACUUUCCUAAAGUUGUCGACCAUGGAAGUGGGGAUAAGAUUCUUUACGUUCUGCGCAUACACUAUAGCUCAAUUAAUCCAUCUAUUUUUCUUAACGAUUAUGGGACAGUUUCUCAUAAAUGCCAACGAAGAAACUUUCAAAACAAUAUAUGAAGCACAUUGGUACAAUGGUUCGUCGAAAAUGCAAUCAUUAUACGUAUUGGUACUUCGAAAAUGUUUGAGUCCGCCAAAAUUGACGGGAGGGGGAUUUGUCGCUUUGAAUUUAGACAGCUUUGUACAGAUUCUGAAAGCAUCAUUUUCGUAUUACACUGUAUUUCUCAGAGAACUUCUAAAUGACAUCAUAUCCGAUCGGUUGAUAAAACGAUCGAAGAAGGAAUUGGAGAUUUUGGAAUUGUAUUCGAGAAAAGCAACAACGCUGUGCAUUCUUUACAAAGCUAUGGUAUAUUCCUGCGCGUUCAUGUUCCUCGUCAUACCGACAAUACCGCCUAUUCUGAAUAUCAUAGCGCCUUUGAACGUAUCACGAGACCGUGAAUUUAUCUAUCCAACCUAUUAUUUCGUAGACGAGGAGAAGUAUUAUUAUCCCAUAUUAAUGCAUAUGAUAGUAGCGAUAUUGGUACUGUCUUCGAUAUAUCUAGCCUGUGAUACGAAUUUGGUACAAGUUGUGCAUCAUGGAUGCGCCUUGUUAGCUAUCAGUGGGUAUCGUUUCAAGCAUGCAGUGGAUGACGUAAAGAUUUACGAUGAAAAUUAUAUCACGCUAAUGGAUGAAACUUAUACGAGAGUCAAACAUUCCAUAAAAGCCCACAAAACAGCCGUUGAAUACGUGGAUAAAAUAGACGCCUGCCACAUAUAUUACUUCUUACUUACCAUAGGAAUGAUAGUAUUAGCUUUCACUGGUACUUUCGUGAAGCUGUCGACCAUGGAAGUGGGGAUUAGAUUUUUCACAUUCUGUGCAUACACUGUUGCUCAACUAACUCAUCUGUUUUUCCUAACGAUUAUGGGACAAUUUCUUAUAAAUGCCAAUGAAGAAAUUUUCAAAACAAUAUACGAAGCACAUUGGUACAACGGUUCAUCAAAAACGCAAUUAUUGUACGUCCUGGUACUUCGAAAAUGCUUGACUUCUCCAAAACUGACAGGAGGGGGAUUGAUUAUUUUGAAUUUAGAUAGUUUUGUACAGAUAUCACGGGUAAUAAUGUUUUAUAAUAUAGACGUUUUAUCAGAUCAAUUGCCAUAUUUGGACAUAGGAUUCGUCCUCUUAUGCAAACAGUACAAUUAUAUCCUAAACGAGGAUAAGCUCAGAGAACUUUUGAAUGAAAUUAUAUCCGAUCGAUUGAUAAAACGAUCGAAGGAAGAGUUAGAGAUUCUGGAAAUGUAUUUAAAAAGAGCAAGAAUGCUUUCUACUGUUUACGAAGUUAGUAUAUUUUUCUGCGUCUUCAUGUUCCUUCUUAUACCAAGUAUACCACCUAUUCUGAACAUCAUCUCUCCCUUGAACGAGUCACGUAGCCGAGAACUAAUCUAUCCAUCUUAUUAUUUUGUGGAUGAAGAGAAAUAUUAUUAUCCCAUAUUAAUGCACAUGAUAACAGUUGCGUUAAUACUGACUUCAGUAUACGUAGCCUGCGACACGUAUUUGGUUUACAUUGUACAUCAUGGAUGCGCUUUGUUAGCAAUAAGCGGGUAUUGUUUCAAGCACGCUGUGGAUGACAUUAAGCUUUGCGGAGGAGAUUAUAUUGAGUCGUUAAUGGAUGAAACUUACACGAAAGUUAAACAGUCCAUUAAAGCCCACAAAACAGCCGUUGAAUACGUGGAUAAAAUAGACGCCUGCCACAUACAUUACUUCUUACUUAUCAUAGGAAUGAUAGUAUUAGCUUUCACCGGUACUUUCGUAAAGUUGUCAUCGAUGGAAGUGAAUGUUAGGUUUUUCACGUUCUGUGCAUUCACUGUUGGCCAAUUGACACAUCUGUUUUUUUUAACGAUCAUGGGACAAUUUUUGAUAAACGCCAACGACGAAAUUUUCAAAACAAUAUAUGAAGCAUAUUGGUACAAUGGUUCGUCGAGAACGCAGUCAUUGUACGUAUUGGUACUUCGAAAAUGUUUGAGCCCGCCAAAAUUGACAGGAGGAGGAUUGAUUGCUUUGAAUUUGGAUAGCUUUUUACAGAUAAUCAAAGCAGCUGUUUCCUAUUAUACAGUAAUGCAAACGACGUAA
This is a messenger RNA of Apis laboriosa (Himalayan honeybee), 3048 nucleotides long. RefSeq lists its product as uncharacterized. The coding region runs from base 1 to 3048 and encodes 1015 amino acids. Gene Ontology annotation, cellular component: plasma membrane. Gene Ontology annotation, biological process: sensory perception of smell; detection of chemical stimulus involved in sensory perception of smell. The record is from RefSeq and is a predicted model, not a curated record. The transcript has 23 exons. Gene Ontology annotation, molecular function: odorant binding; olfactory receptor activity. Lineage: Eukaryota; Metazoa; Arthropoda; Insecta; Hymenoptera; Apidae.